Xyrauchen texanus (razorback sucker) is the source of this 1407-nucleotide messenger RNA. RefSeq names its product ER membrane protein complex subunit 2 (gene emc2). Gene Ontology annotation, molecular function: protein binding. The transcript is spliced from 11 exons. Gene Ontology annotation, cellular component: EMC complex. The record is from RefSeq and is a predicted model, not a curated record. Bases 19 to 912 code for a protein of 297 amino acids. Gene Ontology annotation, biological process: protein folding in endoplasmic reticulum. Lineage: Eukaryota; Metazoa; Chordata; Actinopteri; Cypriniformes; Catostomidae.
GGGCGGUGCUGCGAAAACAUGUCGUCCAUAUCGGAACUCUACGAUGUCAGUUGGGAAGAGAUGCGUGACAAACUCCGUAAGUGGAGAGAAGAAAAUUACAGGAACAGUGAGCAGAUUGUGGAUGUUGGUGAAGAACUGAUUAAUGAGCAUGCGUCUAAACUGGGAGAUGACAUUUGGAUAAUUUAUGAGCAGGUGAUGAUUUCAGCGCUGGACUGCAGUCGGGACGAUUUGGCCUGGAGUUGUCUACAGGAGCUGAAGAGGCAGUUUCCAGACAGUCACAGAGUCAAGCGAUUAGCAGGGAUGCGGCUGGAGGCUCUGGAGAGGUAUGAUGAUGCCAAUAAGCUGUAUGAUUCAAUACUACAAGAUGACCCUACUAAUACGGCAGCAAGAAAGCGCAAGAUCUCCAUUCUGCGAGCGCAGGGUAAAAUCAGUGAAGCCAUUCGUGAGCUCAACGAAUAUCUGGAGCAGUUUGUGGGAGACCAGGAAGCAUGGCAUGAGCUGUCAGAACUCUACAUCAACGAACAUGAUUAUGCAAAAGCUGCUUUUUGUCUCGAAGAGCUGAUGAUGACAAACCCACACAAUCACUUAUACUGCGAACAGUAUGCUGAGGUGAAGUACACCCAGGGUGGGCUCGAAAACCUUGAGCUGGCCAGGAAGUAUUUUGCGCAGGCACUGAAGCUGAACAACAGAAACAUGAGGGCCUUGUUCGGUCUUUACAUGUCUGCAAGUCACGUCGCUGCCAGCCCAAAAGUUAGUGCAAAGGUGAAGAAGGACAACGUGAAGUAUGCCGCAUGGGCUGCCUCUCAGAUUAGCAGAGCCUAUCAGAUGGCUGGCCGUGGGAAGAAAGAGAACAAAUGUUCAGUGAAGGCAGUUGAAGAAAUGUUAGAGUCCAUGCAGAUCACCAUGUCCUAAACCUCAGUUCUGUCCCCCCUUCCCCAAUCUCUGUCACCACAACACCAUGGCAGCUCUCCCUGCUCAUGACAGUACACCACCACCCACAGACCAGACCACCCAACCACCCCACUAUAAACUCUCUGUAUCAGUAUAAUCGUAUUUGUAUUGUUCAAGGUCUUUGGAUGGGCUUCAUACACCCCCAGCGAUUCUACACAUUUUCUCGAUUUAACCUCCAGCACUCCUUUUAUUAAUUUAUUAUGAGAAUAUCGUUGGGUUUUUGGGAGGAAAUAAAUGUGUCUGAGAUGGAAUUGUGCAUACAAGGAACAUCAAUGUUUUGUAAUGUUUUUAGUUCUGCCAGUUCUUGUUGUUUGUAAGGGACUUCAAGAUGAGUGAAGUAUGAGUGAAAUUUAAAGUAGAAUGGCCUAGACUAAAACUAUGCUAACUGUAUGUGCAACAAAACAACAUGACUGAUCUGUCACUUGACAAAAUAAAGGACUGCAGGAUUUAUUUGAC